CAACAAGUUCAACAGCAAGAUCGUCAUCAGACGGAAAAAUCGGAAGAGGGUAGUAAACAAACUUUUGUUUCUGGUUUUGUAAGGAGUUAUAUUUCCAUGUGAAAACAAUUUUUUCUUCCAUUUGCUAUACUAACUUAACUUGCUGCCAAUAUAGAGACCCAUUAGUGACAUUGCCGCCGAACGGUAGUGUUCUUGCAGAAAGAUUUUUCCUUUGGAUAAGAAAUGGAAUCUGCAGACAAAGAUUCAAAACCAGAGAAGGAAGAAGAUCUCAGCAAGCUAUUAGACAGCUGUUUAGAUGAUUUCAACAAAACAAUGCCGAAAGCCAGUGCAGCUAGUAAACAAAAUACCACUGCUGGUGCGACAGCAGCAUCCAAUGCACCCAGUGGUGCUAGUGAUGCUUCUGGUCUUGAAGCAACUUGGACAGAAGAAUUUAAGCAGUUCAAUAAAAUGAUGGAGACCUACAUGGAUGAUGAGGGAGAAGUAGGUGACAUGAAAAAGUGGAUGGAGUCUCUUUCUGGUGGCCAGAACACUCCUUUUGAUUCUGAUGAAUUUGCCAGAACUUUUACCGACACCCUUAAAGAACUCACUGAGCAAGCUCAAAAUAUACCUGAAACAAAUCCAGAAGACUUGGCCAAUUUAUUGGGGGGUCUUGAUUUGGGUGGUGCAUCUGGUGGUGGUGGUGAUCAGCUCUCUGAUGUGAUGCCACUCAUGCAAAAUGUUAUGCAAAAACUUAUGUCCAAGGAACUGCUCUAUCCAUCCAUCAAAGAAAUUGUCGAAAAGUAUCCUGAUUGGUUAAAAGAAAAGCAACCCACAUUAUCCCAAAGCGAUUAUGAUAAUUAUAAGAAACAAUAUGAUCUUAUGCUUAAGGUGUGUGAGGAGUUUGAAAAAGAAACAGUCGAUACGGAGGCCUCUAAAAAAGAACAGUUUGAGAAAGUAUUGCAGCUAAUGCAACAGAUCCAAAAUUAUGGUAAUCCUCCCAAAGAGCUUGUGUCCAGUGUUGGAUCUGUACCUUUAGAUGAACAGGGUAAUUUACAAAUACCUGGAUUACCACAGCAAUGCUCUGUAAUGUGAAAUCUAUUUAUUUUGUAUAUACCAUUUCAAGUUAAAUUUGCUGUCCUUUGGAUAAUAUCCUGAUCAUUAUAUUGAUUUUUGUUUUAAUUAAGGUUUAUAAGAAAUAAAAUAUUUUGUAAUCA
Molecule: messenger RNA, 1193 nt
Organism: Parasteatoda tepidariorum (common house spider)
Lineage: Eukaryota; Metazoa; Arthropoda; Arachnida; Araneae; Theridiidae
Gene: Pex19
Product: peroxisomal biogenesis factor 19
Biological process (GO): protein import into peroxisome membrane
Cellular component (GO): peroxisome; peroxisomal membrane
Source: RefSeq, a predicted model, not a curated record